Molecule: messenger RNA, 5053 nt
Organism: Mytilus trossulus (common blue mussel)
Lineage: Eukaryota; Metazoa; Mollusca; Bivalvia; Mytilida; Mytilidae
Product: golgin subfamily B member 1-like
Exons: 13
Coding region: 2495-5053 (852 amino acids)
Biological process (GO): centrosome cycle; regulation of Golgi organization; positive regulation of microtubule nucleation
Cellular component (GO): centrosome; Golgi apparatus
Molecular function (GO): molecular adaptor activity
Source: RefSeq, a predicted model, not a curated record
CAAAAUGGUCAGUUGACUUGUUUAGGAGUUAUUGCCCUUUAUAGUCAAUUUUUAACCAUUUUUCGUAAAUUAAAGUAAUCUUUUACAAAAAUCUUCUCCUCUGAAACUACUUGGCCAAAUUAAUCCAAACUUGGCCACAAUCAUCUUUGGGGUAUCUAGUUUAAAAAAUGUGUGGCGUGACCUGGUCAACCAACCAAGAUGGCUGCCACCGCUAAAAAUAGAACAUAGGGGUAAAAUGCAGUUUUUGGCUUAUAACUCAAAAACCAAAGCCUUUUGAGGAAAUCUGACAUGGGAUAAAAAUGUUUAUCAGGUCAAGAACUAUCUGCCCUGAAAUUUUCAGAUGAAUCGGUCAAUCGGUUGUUGGGUUGCUGCCCCUGAAUUGGUAAUUUUGAGGAAAUUUUGCUGUUUUUGGUUAUUAUCUUGAAUAUUAUUAUAGAUAGAGAUAAAUUGUAAACAGCAAUAAUGUUCAGCAAAGUAAGAUCUACAAAUAAGUCAACAUGACCAAAAUGGUCAGUUGACCCCUUUAGGAGUUAUUGCCCUUUAUAGUCAAUCUUUAACCAUUUUUCAUAAAUCUAAGUAAUCUUUUACAAAAUCUCCACUGAAACUACUAGGCCACAAUCAUCUUUGGGGUAUCUAGUUUGAAAAAUGUGUCCGAUGACCUGGCCAUUCAACCAAGAUGGCCGCCACGGCUAAAAUAGAACAUAGGGGUAAAAUGCAGUUUUUUGCUUAUAACUAUGAAACCAAAGCAUCUAGAGCAAAUCUGACAAGAAGAUAAAUUGUUAAUCAAGUCAAUAUCUAUCUGCCCUGAAUUUUUCAGAUGAAUUGGACAACUGGUUGUUGGGUUGCUGCCCUUCAAUUGGUAAUUUUUAAAGAAAUUUUGCCGUUUUUGGUUAUCUUGAAUACUAUUAUAGAUAGCGAUAAACUGUAAACAGCAAUAAUGUUCAGCAAAGUAAGAUCUACAAAUAAGUCAACAUGACCUAAAUGGUCAAUUGACCCCUUAAGGAGUUAUUGCCCUUUAUAGUCAAUUUUUAACAAUUUUCAUUAAUUUGGUAAAUUUAUGUAAAUUUUUACCAAAUAUAGUUCUCUGUUACUAAUGGGCAAAGUUCAUGAUAGAUAUAAUUGUAAGAAGCAAAAUCGUUCAGUAAAGUAAGAACUUCAAACACAUCACCAUCACCAAAAUACAAUUUUGUCAUGAAUCCAUUUGUGUCCUUUGUUUAAUAUGCACAUAGACCAAGGUGAGCGACACAGGCUCUUUAGAGCCUCUAGUUAUAGAUAGAGAUAAACUGUAAACAGCAAUAAUGUACAGCAAUUUAGACUCAAAAAUAAGUCAAAAAGACCAAAAUGGUCAAUUUGUCACGGAAUAGAAGUUCCUUCAUAAUGUAAAUUCCAAAUGGAAAAAAUAUUUUGGAAUAUAACUUCCACAGGAAUAAAUAUUACAGUAGAUGUUCCUUAAGGAAUAAAUAGUAUAGAAUAUUUAUUCCAUCAGGUACAGGUAUUAUGCCAUUGUUUAUAAUAAAGUUUCCGCUGGAACUUCUGUUAGGUGGAACAAAUAUAUGUUGACAAAUUGACCCCCUAAGAAGUUAUUGUCCUUUAUGAUCAAUUUUUAACAAUUUUCAUAAAAUUUGUAAAUUAUUUUACUAACAUUUUCCACUGAAACUACAUGGACAAGUUCAUUAUAGAUAGAGAUAAUUGUAAGCAGCAAGAAUGUUCAGUAAAGUAAGAUGUACAAACACAUCACAAUCACCUGAACACAAUUUUGUCAUGAACUGUCUGCUUCCUUUGUUUAAUUCAUAUAUACCAAGGUGAGCGACACAGGCUCUUUAGAGCCUCUAGUUUCAUUUACAUCUAAUACAUCUAAAUCAACAUUGUCUGUUGUGGAAUCCCUUGUCAGUAAGUGCCAAAAUUAUUUUGGUGUCAACUUCCUUUUACCUCUUUAAUGCGAACACCUGUGAAAACCAAACAAAACGCAGUCUUGUGGAUGUUCAGUUUGGGCAGGUGUCACUGUAACGGGUAUAUAUAAAAAAAGAUGUAGUUUGAUUGCCAAUGAGACAACUCUCCACAAGAGACCAAAAUGACACAAAGAUUAACAAUUAUAGGUAACUGUACAGCCUUCAAAAAUGAGCAAAGCCCAUACUGCAUAAUCAGCUAUAAAAGGCCCCGAAAUGAAAAUUUAAAGCAAUUCAAACCAGAAAACUUACGGCCUUAUCUAUAUAAAAGAAAUCAAUGAAAAGCAAUAAUUAUGUAACACAUAAACAAACGACAACCACCGAGUAAAUGGCUCCCGACUUGGGACAAGCACAUUCAUACAUAAUGUGGCAGGGUUAUAAACAUGUAAGUGGGAUCCCAACCUCCCUAAUCUGGGACAGUGGUAUAACAGUACAACAUAAGAACGAACUAUAAAAAUCAGUUGAAAAAGGCUUUACUCAUCAGAUGGACAAAAAUACAAGCAAGUUCUUUAUUUCAGAAAUAUGUUUAAAUGUCAAUAUGAAUUACAAUGUAUGUUGAUUUCAUAUUCAGAAUAGAAGAAAUAGAUAUAAAUCAGGAUGAUUUAAAAAAUAGAUAUGAACAAACUAUUAAAGAAUUAGAAGAAAAACUUAGGAAAGCACAGGAUGUGAUGUCUGAGCAGUCUAAGGCAACAGCAGCCAAUGCAGAGGCUCUGAAUAAUCUACUGAAGAAACUGAAGUCUAAGGACGAGGACAUACAAGAGUUGAUGGAGAGAUCUAAUAAAGAAAUGUCAGAUCUCCAUAACAAACUUCAACAGUUACAAGCAGAACUUAAUAGAAAACAACUAAGUUCAAAGAGUUCAGAAGACCAACUUAUUGAUAUUGAACAGGAUCACAGACAGGGCAUAGACAAACUUGCUGGAGCACUUAAGGAUAAGGACAAAACUAUUGAGACCUUGGUAGAAAGUUGGCAGGAAAAAGACAAACUAAUCAAAAGAUUACAGCAGGUAACUGCAGCUUCACGUGGAACUAUAAUGGAUAAUAACAGGCUUAGAGAUGAGGCCGAUGAACUUAGGAAUCAUUUAGCUAAGAAAAAAGAUGAAAUUAGCGAAUUAAAGCUUCAGUUAGACAGAGAUGGAUCAAGGAGUCUCAAAGCAGGAUUUCAUGUAGCCUUAGAGGAACUGAAACUUCAAUUGGCAGUUAAAACAGAGGCUCUUAAAGCUGCUAAACAAACAGAAGAAGACUUCAGGGAACAAAUUAAUUCUUUACGAAAGCAACUUGAAUCGGCUCACCAGAGUAUGAAAGAAGUACACACAACAGAAAAACAAGUGUACUACAUGAGAGACAACUCUGAUGGAAAUGGACAUUCUGACCAGUACCAGGACUUCAUACAAAGAGAAUUGAAUGAGUUGCAAAGGAUUCAGGAAGCUGAGAAACAAAUUCUGUUGGAUCUAAAGGAAAAAUCAAUGUUUGAGAAAUCACACAAUAUAGAGGCUGAAUUAGCUGCAAUACAGACACUGAAAAGAGAAUUAGAAGCUGGAAUUCAGAGGAAUAAUAAACUACAGCAGCAAUUGGAACAACAGAAAUCCAGGUCACCCAGGAAAGGAUCCAAGGAUAGUUCACAGGAUGACCAUUUUGACAUGGAAAGAAGAUUCAGUGACCAGUCCAGUGAUACUGCUAAUACUUCUGACUCCAGACGGUCAAGUGACACCACUCCACGUAAUCAAGAUAUUGAAGUUCCACAACAUUCCUACUCUUGGCCAUUGGUCCAAAAUAAAAAGCCACAGCUUCUGAAAACCUGGUCGCCAUCAUCAACAGAUUCUGAUAUUCCUUUGAAUCAUCAGAGCUUGUCAGAAAAGUCUGCACCUAUGUUGAGAAAGUUUAUUCGUCAAAUGAAAAAUCAGUUUGACAAAGCUGGGAAAGAAAAUGAUGAAUUACGCCGUAAAGUAGAUGGUUUUGAUAGUCGAGAGAUUCCAGGUAGAAAUGAUAGUGAUGUAAGUAGUUUACCCAUAAUGCAUUUGGAAAUAGAAAGACUGACACAGGAAUUAAGUGUGAAAAGUGAAGAAAUCAGGAAACUCAAAUCGAGCAUAGGCUUUGCUGUUGAUAGUAUGGACUCGAAUGAUGUACCAAAUUUAACAGACUUGCAAAAUGAAAACUUGAAAUUGAAAGUACAACUUGGUAAUCUUGAAGAAUUGAAUAUUCUUCUUAAAAAGCAGAUUGCUUUAAAUUCACAAAGUGCUAGUCCAGAUAUUCUCAAAAGUCUUUUGAUGGAAGCUAGAGGCAGAUUGCAAGCCCUAGAGGGCAAACUAGAAGCUACUGAGGGCACUGUUAGACUAGCUAGAGGCAGAUUGCAAGCCCUAAAGGGCACACUAGAAGCUACUGAGGGCACUGUUAGACUUCAGACCAAAAAGAUGAAAUAUUAUCGUAACUUAUUAGAAGAAAAUGGACUAGUAUUUAAGAGUCCUCUAGGAAUUGGCUCAAACAGUGAAUCAAACAUUGUCAUGGCUCUUGGAGGUAGAAACUUGUGUAAGAAUAACCAGACUCUUUCUUUCGAUAACAUUCCUGAAUUACUGGUGGACUCACAGACAGAAUCUUCAGAGUCUGAUUUCUCAGAAAAAUACAAAAGUUACGGAAAUACAAAUAAUGUUUCUGAGUUGAAGGACCAGGUCAGACAAUUGAAGAUAGCCAUGGAUAAAUAUAAAGCUGUAAUAAAAUCAAAUAUGUCACAGGAUGCCUUAGACAACCAUGCCAGAGUUCUGAGGGAGAAAGACAGCAUGAUUAAAAGACUUCAAACUAGUUUGGCAGAGAAAGAGAGAAAUCUUGAGACUUCACAGUGGAUUGGCAAUUCCAGUAACGAAGAGUUAAAUAGAUUAAAGAAACAGUUGAAGGAGAAAGAUGAUUUAUUGCAGGAUGUGAUGUCUGAGCAGUCUAAGGCAACAGCAGCCAAUGCAGAGGCUCUGAAUAAUCUACUGAAGAAACUGAAGUCUAAGGACGAGGACAUACGAAAGUUGAUGGAGAGAUCUAAUAAAGAAAUGUCAGAUCUCCAUAACAAACCUCAACAGUUACAAGCAGAACUUAAUAGAAAACAACUAAGUUCAAAGAAAUAUUAG